Messenger RNA from Camelina sativa (false flax), 805 nucleotides. Lineage: Eukaryota; Viridiplantae; Streptophyta; Magnoliopsida; Brassicales; Brassicaceae. The record is from RefSeq and is a predicted model, not a curated record.
UGUGAUUUCUUCCAACACACCAUUAUUCUCUGCAAAUAUAUUUUUUUAAAAAACCUAAGAAGAAAAAGAAGAUAGUUAUUGAUGGCACUUCUGCGCUUUAGCGAGAAGAAAAAUGAGGUCAAACGGGCAUGGAAGAGCUUUACUAACAAGCUCAGAUCAAAAGUUAGAGACCUCGAGAUUGUUACAUUGGUCAGAGAUUCGACUUCUUGUCUCCUCCAUGGCAUUUCUUGCCGUCUCAUCGUUCUUUUCAAGACAAGAUAUCUUCAAAAUACCAACUCUCGAACCCAAUUCAACAAAUCCUAUCGUCACAGUCACAGCCUGAGGCAACGUUCUCGGUUUCUCAAGUUCUUGUCUCGUCCUUUUGCCAAUAAAAAGUGUCUUAAAAGGUAUAGUGAGGGCAAUUACAGGCAAAUCUACAAAUACCAAAGCCAACUAUUGGGACAGGGCGCGAUCAGGAGAGAGGAGAAAUUCUUGGGGAGAAAAAAGGAAAAAGACGAAGAAGAUGGAGCGCAGGAGCUUGUUGGUUCGAUGGAAGAUGCUUGGAGGAGAGUGGUGGCUGCAUCGCCGCAUCUUAGGGUGGACGAAAGAGCCACUAAGUUUAUCUAUAAGUUUAAAGAGGAGAUGAGGAUGGAAAGAGAGAGAUAUUUUCUUGAGUUCCAAGAAAGGUUAAUUCGAAGUGCUUGAUUUUUUUUUUUUUUUUUCAUUCCUUUGUAGCAUGUUUGAUUGUAUUUUCUUCAUAAGCUUUAAUCAUUUCAUUUGUGUGUUGGAUAAUAAAAAUUAAUCAUAUCUUGUAUAAAUUUGUAUU